AUGGAUGGCAAAGAAAUCUUAUCGCAAGAGGGAACAACUCAGGGAGAUCCAAUAGCAAUGCCAGCGUAUACAGUUGGAAUCGCAUCAUUACUACUGCAGAUGAUACAAGUUCGAGAAGAUGAUGUUAGCACUGCGAGUGAUGAGAAAGUGAAGCACGCAGCAUAUGCUGAUGAUCUCGGUGGUGCAAGAGUCCUUGGGUGUUUGCGAACGUGGUGGAAUCAAGUUGUUCACUUUGGUCCUCUCUUGGGAUACUAUCCAAAAGCCUUGAAGUCUUGGUUAGUUGUGAAAGAGGACAGAGUUGAUGCUGUGAGAGAGAUAUUCGUGGAUACUGAUAUUAACAUCACAUCUGAAGGACAUGCAUAUCUUCGUGGUUUUGUUGGAAGAAAGGAAUCGAGAGAAAACUAUGUGAAGGAACUUGUCAAGAAGUGGUGUGAGCAGGUGAUGAACUUGUCAAAGAUCGCGCAGUCGGAACCACAGGCAGCGUAUGCAGCAUUUGUUUCUGGUUUUCAACAUAAACUGACCUACUACAUGCACACGCUUCCUAACCUUGGUCCAUUACUGCAGCCAUUCGAUGAAAUCCUAAACCAUUAUUUCAUCCCUGCCAUAACUGAAGGCCAUCACUGCUCCCAAGAUAAAUGCAAACUCCUUAGUCUUCCUGCUCGUUUUGGUGGUCUUGCUAUUCCCAUCUUAUCCCAGAUCGCCUAUAGAGAAUAUGAAUAUUCCAAGAAAGCUAGUCAACAACUGACCGAGAACAUCAAAUCUCAGACUGCGGAGUACUCCUUUGACAACACAGCUCAUCACUCAACAAAGAAUGACAUCAAAAGAUCGAGAAAUCUGGAGCAUGAACAGAUACUCGCAGGGUUGCAAGAAAGGAUGAACGGGGACCAGAAACGUGCAAAUGAGAUUGCCCAAAAGAAAAGAGCAUCAAACUGGUUAACUUCACUUCCAAUAAGUGAAGAAAACUAAGUCCUCAACAAACGAGAAUUCUACAAUGCUAUUCGUAUGAGAUACAGGUGGCCGCUCAAGUUUAUUCCAACUACUUGUGCUUGCGGGAAACGGUCCUCGUAGAUCAUGCAUUGUCCUGUCACAAAGGCGGCUUUGUACAUCAACGCCAUGACGACAUACACGAUCUUUUUGGGCAUAUGGCUUCCGAGAUUACUAACGACGUGGAGAUUGAAUCAAACCUUCUCCCUCUCACUGGUGAGCAACUCCAUGCAACAGCAAACGGGAAAGACAAAUCAAGACUGGAUAUCAGUAUUGGUGGCUUCUGGCAACGUGGUCAACGAGCAUUCUUUGAUGUAUGGGUGUUUAAUCCUUUCGCUCCUAGCUACAGAAACCAGAAGUUAUCAACUGCUUUUUCCGCCAACAAACGUGAGAAGAAACGCGCCUACGCUGAAAGAAUGUGA
Paramuricea clavata is the source of this 1406-nucleotide messenger RNA. NCBI's taxonomy places the organism in Eukaryota, Metazoa, Cnidaria, Anthozoa, Malacalcyonacea, Plexauridae. The record is from the annotation of a GenBank genome assembly.